AUGACACCUCUUAACUACUCAACUGAAGUCCAAAACUGUCUCGAAUGGGAUAAAGAGCAUUUAUGGCAUCCUUUUUCAACAUUGAAAGACCCGUUCCCCGUAUACCCUGUGAGCUCAUCAAAUGGAUGCCAGCUUACUUUGGAGACGGAGAAUGGAUUGCAGGUUAUUGAGGCAAUGUCCUCUUGGUGGUGUGUAAUUCAUGGCUACAAUAACAAGGAGCUAAAUCAGGCAAUGAAGUACCAAAUUGAUCAAUUUUCGCACGUCAUGUUUGGAGGACUAACUCACAAGCCUGCGAUCAAAUUAGGCCAAAAGCUUCUGACUCUCAUUAAUCACCCCGAGCUUCAUUCAAUCUUCUUCGCAGAUACAGGGUCUGUCGCAGUUGAAGUGGCGAUGAAGUUGGCCAUUCAGUACAACUAUACUGCCAAAGAAGGAGGAAGGAAAAAGAUCAAGUUCCUGACCAUAAGGAAUGGUUAUCAUGGGGACACUUUUGGUGCAAUGAGUAUUGGAGAUCCAAACAAUCCGAUGCGCACCUUUUUCAAGGACCACCUUCCCGAGAACAUCUUUGUGAAGCCUCCCAGUGUCUUGAGAACGCUUCCCACAUCAAAUAUAGCCCUAGAAAAUCCAUCGACCUUUGCAGAAUUGACCAAAUGGAACCCUGAUGAAUUUGCAGAAUUCGAACGGGCAAUGGACGAGAACCAUGACCAGAUAUGCGCUGUCAUUUUGGAGCCGCUUCUUCAAGGUGCAGGCGGCAUCAGGAUUUAUCAUCCCCAGUUCCUGAUUGAAGCACGGAAAGCUUGUAACAAGUAUGCCAUUCCAUUCAUUAUGGAUGAAGUGGCCACUGGGUUUGGCCGUACUGGAGAGAUUUUUGCCUUCAAGCAUUGUGCCAAAUAUCAGGAAAUAAUGAAUGUCCCUGAAGAAGAACGAAUCGAUGUCUUUCCAGACAUUAUGUGUGUUGGGAAAGGUCUAACGGGAGGAUAUUUGAGUUUUAGUGCAGUGCUAACCACCAAACAGAUUUCGGACGGUGUAUCUAUAUCUCAGGGCCCAACUAGGGGCUAUUUUAUGCAUGGACCCACCUUUAUGGGCAAUCCAUUGGCUUGCAGCGUAGCCAACAAGUCCCUUGAUAUCCUGUUGAGAGGGGAAUGGAUAGACCAGGUUAACAGGAUUGAAAAGCAGCUAUUUGAGGAGCUCUAUCAGGCUAUAUCUGCUAACGAAACCCUCAUGAAGCACGUUGUUGAUCAUGUAAGGGUCACUGGUGCCGUUGGGGUUGUCCAGCUGCAAGACCCGAUCAACGUUCCCUGGUUUCAAGAGCAGUCCAUAUCACGGGGAGUUUAUAUCAGGCCUUUCAAGAACCUGUGUUAUAUCAUGCCCCCUUUCACUAUAUCCGAGGAAGAGCUGAGGGUCGUGACGAAAGCCAUCAAAGAGGUGCUCAAUCUUUUGCUAAAGGAUAAAACGAACUCAUAA
Messenger RNA from Torulaspora delbrueckii, 1461 nucleotides. Its product is annotated as aspartate aminotransferase family protein. Gene Ontology annotation, biological process: biotin biosynthetic process. The record is from RefSeq and is a predicted model, not a curated record. Gene Ontology annotation, molecular function: S-adenosyl-L-methionine:8-amino-7-oxononanoate transaminase activity; dethiobiotin synthase activity; pyridoxal phosphate binding. Bases 1 to 1461 code for a protein of 486 amino acids. Gene Ontology annotation, cellular component: mitochondrion. The transcript has a single exon. NCBI's taxonomy places the organism in Eukaryota, Fungi, Ascomycota, Saccharomycetes, Saccharomycetales, Saccharomycetaceae.